Molecule: messenger RNA, 775 nt
Organism: Hordeum vulgare subsp. vulgare (domesticated barley)
Lineage: Eukaryota; Viridiplantae; Streptophyta; Magnoliopsida; Poales; Poaceae
Product: protein GLUTAMINE DUMPER 6-like
Exons: 1
Coding region: 245-604 (119 amino acids)
Biological process (GO): regulation of amino acid export
Source: RefSeq, a predicted model, not a curated record
GCAAAGCUCCAUCGCGCCGCGCCGCCCCGAGCAGUUUCUUUUCCCCCGCUCUCUUCCCCCCUCCCGCGCCGCCUAUAAAUACCGCCUCCCUUCUGCCUCCUAUCCGCCGCAAGUCUCCCACUCAGACGUUACACCCACCCACCCACAGACAACAAGCAAACCACUACUCUGUACCCAGAGGGAGGGAGGGAAGAAAGAGUAGAAGAGAGAUCGAUCUGCCGUCAGGGGUGUUUCACCGUUCAUCAUGAGGACGAUCAGAGAAGGCGAUGCGCUGGUGGGAGUCGCCGGGCCGCCGGCGGGGAUCGGCCACGGCGCGCACCCGGGGCUGUGGAGGACGCCGACGCCGUACAUCUUCAUCGGCUUCGGGCUCAUGAUGGGGCUCAUCGCGGUGGCGCUGCUGGUGCUCGUCUGCACGCGACGCAAGCCGUCCGGCUCGUCGCGCCGGGGGAGCGCCGCCGAGGACGCGUCGGCGCGCGGGAUAUCGAUGGUGCCGCUCGACAGGGAGCCCAAGGUCGUCGUCAUCAUGGCCGGCGACGACUUGCCGUCCUUCCUCGCCAGCGCCACGCCGUUCGCGUUCCCCGACGCCGUCGAGCCGCCCCGCUAGGCGGACGCGGGACCAGUUUUGUUCGUCAUAUUUCCUAGGAUUUUACCCUGCGUAAUUUCGUCAGUAGUACCUGUUGUAUCUAGCAGAGGAGAUAGCCGGCGUGCAUGUGAUGUGAGCGUCCGGCGGCGUUGUUCAGAUCUGUGAAAGCGAAUGAAGCUUCGGCUUUGCAUA